Molecule: messenger RNA, 2823 nt
Organism: Otolemur garnettii (small-eared galago)
Lineage: Eukaryota; Metazoa; Chordata; Mammalia; Primates; Galagidae
Gene: FAM186B
Product: family with sequence similarity 186 member B
Source: RefSeq, a predicted model, not a curated record
AUGGAGAAGGAUGACCCCCCAGUGUUGGUGACUCCUGACUCAGUGAAAUCCAUCAUCUCGAGGAUUGAGACUGCCCAGAUUACUCGGGCUCAAGAGGAUAUUUCUACGCAGCUUUCGGACAUCUUGGGCAAUGUCAAUUGUGUCAUGAGCCGCUUCCAGGAAGAAUUAGGAUAUGACUUGAAAGAAAAGGAAAAAUCUCACCAAACAGAGCAAAAGAGCACAAAGAGAUUCAUCCUGCUGGAGAAAAUUGCCUCCUUCUCCAAAGAAGCUGAGACAAAAGAGAAGCACUUACAUGAAAUUCUCCACUGGCUGGGUGACUGGGGUGACAGUCUAACCUAUGAGAUCAGGAAGAGUGGAGAGGAAGAAGCAGACCUGGAUGAAUGGAUUGAGGUAAUGGAGAAAGUGUUACCUCUCUCCCUCACUGCCAACAAAGGAGGUAUCCAGUCACUCAUUUCCCUUUGCUCCACUCUCAUUGAAGAACAAAAGAAAAAGGCACAAAUGUCCAAAUUCACCUUCUGGCAGGGCUGGCAGGAAAAAAGUCCACAAAAUUCUCAGCCACCAAGCCCAGAGCAGAUGCUCCAGGACAAUCAUGCCACCUGCACGAAGGUCUCUGAGUUGAAGUCCAUGUUUCAGGAGCUCCUAGACUCUACUAUGUUCAACAAGGGGGAGGCCAGAGCCAUCAGGUACAUGUCGGCCAUGGUGGAGAACCUCAACAAGGCUUUGACCCUUCAGCAGAAAGAGAACAGGAGCCUGGAGAUCAAAUACAAGAACCUGCAAAUAGAGAUGACCAAAGAGCUAAAUAGCCAGAGGCUGUACUUCCAGAAGUCCAUUCAAAUCCUUAAAAGUAAUAGGGAUGCUCUCCUGAAGCAGUUAGAAAUUCUAGGGGGAAAGUGCCAUGGCCUUCUCCUGAUAAAACAAGCCUUAGAGUUCCAGCUGAAGAUGGUUCAGACUGAUGGGGAUGAAGCAGAAGACCUGGUCAAGGUUCUGGUUGACUCCCCAAGCCCUUCUGACAGAGAGACUCUCCCAAAGGAAACAGUUAUGGAGGAAACCCAACAGGAGCCCAAGGUGUUGUUUUCACCACUGUCCCCAAGUCCCCUGGCCACAGCCCAGGACAGUGGUGCUCCACCUUCAGCACCUCAGCUGCUUUCCACCAUGACCGUGCAUUCGAGGAUCGCAGACUUCUUCAGCAGCAAGGACACUGAUGGCCCUGAGCCUGUGUCAGCACCCUCAGUGGAUCACAAGUUUCCUAAAGAAUGUGAAAAACUGGUGGCAGAAAGUGCAGGCCACGAGGACAAAGACCAGGAGAACUACUUCCAGGAGAAAGAAGGACCCUCUUUCCAUUUUAGGAAGCAGCUAUCUCUAAAGGACUCCUGGAAGGUGCCCUCACAGAGUGAGGCACAGCCCUGGGAGAAGGCACUCCACCAGGAGAAGUGGGGGCAGCAGUGGCUGGAGGAUGAGGAGACGUGGCUGCAAUGUCAGAAAUGGGCCCUCCUGGAGGAAGGGCAGCAGGAGAAGCUGCAGCAGUGGGAGAUGCUGCGGCAGAGGGAGAUGGAGGAUGCUGUGAGGCAACAGCAGCACAGCUUCCUCCAGCCAGAAAAGGAGCAAGAGAGCCCAAGGAGAGAGCUGGAGCAGCCAAAAGAGGGCAUGGAGAGGACGUUCUUCACACCCACCAGUCGAUGGUGGGACUUGGCAAAGCCAGAGCCCCACCAAAUCCGGACCCAUUCUGCUUACCAAAGCAGGAGGCCACGCUUGCCCAGGUCCCGUAACACCCAGCCCUCCACCCUGGGAAGUCGGAGACCCACAAGUUCAAUUGAGUUUACUUAUAAACAAAAAGCCCAUGUUCCCACAAAGCCCAAGAAAUCUGCCUCCUUUCCUGCCAUGGGGACAGCCAAGCAAAGGGUGAACUGGCCCUCUUUGCAGACAUCACGGGUAACUGUUAAGAAGAAAGUAAGCCACAUGGACAUGGAGGCCCAGAGAAAGAGUCUGCAGCUCCUGCGUAAGGAGGCUGAGUUGGGGCUGCCCCACUACCAAUGCAGCAAGGCAUUGGAGAUCCCCGCCACCCCCAUGGAGCUGAACAGACUCCGGCUGCGCAAACUGUGCCAUAAAUACAUCCUCUGCAGAUACUUCCAGAAUCUCCGACAAGGAGUCAUCAACCACAUAGAAAUUUUGCAAGAAACAGGGGCCCCCUACAAGGCCCAGAACCUCUAUGUCUUCCUGGACAACAUUGAUGACCUGCAGAACCGCAGGUUGCAGACCUGGAUGGACAAGCAGAAGAGCCUGGAGAAGAAGCGCCCAGAGUGCCUGAACAGCAGGGUGACCAUGUUCCCCAAGCUCCAGCUGGAGGAGAAUAUUCCCCUGAACAUCCCUGUGGUCACCUCUCCAAAGCCAAGGAAGUGCAAGUUGCCCCCAGCUUUACUCCAGCACAUUCCCCACAGUGGCGCCACCAUCAAGCAGCCCUUUCCAUCCAAGCACCAGGAAUGUGUGCCCCAGCAGAUGGGUUGCCAACAGCAGAAACAGAUGGAGGCCAUCUGGAAGAUGGAUGUGGUCUCCUCCAGUCACCCAAUAGAAAAAAAGACCCCUGCCAACAUACCCUGGGACCAGCUAGGGGGACACCCAAAUGUUCCUCAGCUAUUGGCACUGGAUACGCAUUCCUACCACAAAAAUGUGAUGUACCUCAAUGCCUGUGCUUCAGUGAACCAAAGGAAGGAAUGACAGGCCCAGGAUGAGUCAGCUGAGCUUGUCCAUAAAAAGUCAAGCAAAUCACUCCCUGGAACUCUAAAAUGCCAGAAUCAAGACAGCCCCAUUCCCUGCUCCAUCCCUUAG